Medicago truncatula (barrel medic) is the source of this 850-nucleotide messenger RNA. Its product is annotated as small ubiquitin-related modifier 2. The transcript has 4 exons. The coding region runs from base 275 to 607 and encodes 110 amino acids. Gene Ontology annotation, molecular function: protein binding. The record is from RefSeq and is a predicted model, not a curated record. Lineage: Eukaryota; Viridiplantae; Streptophyta; Magnoliopsida; Fabales; Fabaceae.
CAACUUUUCACUACCAAAUAAUCAUAAUGCUUUCACCUAAGACAAUUACUCCUUAUUAAAGAUUUAUCCUUUUUUAUUUUUAUUUUUUUACACAUGCUAUGCCUUCAUUCUCCCACAUCCCUUGGUAACCAUUUUCUUCUUGCUCUUUCUCCUUUUCUGUUGUCCUUUGUAUGCACAGACUCUUACAUCUUUCUCUGCCUUUUUCACACUAUACUUUACUUAUUCAAGUUCCAAAACCUUUGAGUAUAGCAGCAAUUGUAACACCUUGUGACCAAUGUCAUAUAUGAGCAACAUGGCUUCCAAUGGGAAGAGAAAGGCCUCAGAAAGAGAUGAAAUUUCUAGUGAUGAUAGUGUUCGUAUCAACUUUUCAAUUAGGGCUCAGGAUGGGAGUAGGGUAUUCUUCAAAGUGAACCCGGACAGAUACUUGAAGAUACCAUUCAAGAAAUACUGUCAAAAGUCUAACUUAGAGUAUGAGACUGUCACCUUUUUGCUUGAAGGCAAACGUAUUAAUGGGAAUCGUCAAACACCAAGAACGCUCAAAUUGAAAAAUGGUGCAGAGAUCGAUGUCAUGAAACAACAAACUGGAGGUGGUGAUGAAGCUUUGUAAGCGGGAGGAAAUUAAAUGGUUUAGGAGCGAGCCUAAUAUAAAUUGUGAAUUUGUUUGUUCACUAUCAUUGUGGUACAUGAUCACAAAAGUAGGUAUCUAUAACUUACAUGUCCUUAACUAUAACCUUAUCUUACAAGAACAUCUAACGCAAACAUUGGUUUGGUGCAAGUUUAAAACUACUGCACUUAUUUGUUGAACAUGAAUUGUUUGUCUGGUAUGAUAUAAUGCUGCUAAUAUUGGGUU